Drepanopeziza brunnea f. sp. 'multigermtubi' MB_m1 is the source of this 627-nucleotide messenger RNA. Lineage: Eukaryota; Fungi; Ascomycota; Leotiomycetes; Helotiales; Drepanopezizaceae. The record is from RefSeq and is a predicted model, not a curated record.
AUGAAAACCUCGACCCUCAGCUACGCUCUGCUAUUGCUCCCCUUCACAACGUCCGCGAUCCUGCAGAAACCACUAUCACCAGCACCCCAACUCGGACCCGCCAUGCCUCCUCACCCACCAGCACCCUCCUCAGAUACCCCGUCCUCGCCCCCCUCGGGCUCCGUGAUGCUUUCCGACGUCCUCGGAAACGACCGCAGCAUCAACAUCUUCGCAGGCUUCACACGCGACUUCGCCUCCCUCUCCCAGCGCUUCGAAGACUCCUCGCUCAACACCACCAUCCUGGCGCCCCUCAACAGCGCCAUCAUGGCGCUACCGAGGAAACCGUGGGAGGAUCCGAAAGACUACGAUAGUCUUGGGGAGAGCGCUUACGAGGGCGAGAAGGGGGAGGAGCGGGCCCAUCGGAACAUGAGGAGGUUUGUGGAGACGCAUGUUGUGGGGAUGGAGAAGGAGAAGGGCGAGUGGAAGGAGGGAGACAGGGCGAGGACUUUGAGUGGAGAAGAGGUGUGGUGGGAGGAGAAAGAGGGGAGGAAGAUGAUUCAACCGGGGAAUAUCGAGGUUGCUUCUGUAGCGAGUAGGGUCCAUAAUGGAGAAGUUUGGAUCUUGAAGGGAGUGAGGAAUUAUGUAUGA